AUGGCGCGAGAUACGCCACCGCGCACUCCACAUCCCUAUGGUCGUCAAUCACUAUCCCCCGACGAGCUGCUUCUUAUCUCUCCUGAAACCCGCUCGAGAUGCCUAUUGACCCCAAUCACCCCAAUAACUCAAGAUCACUCGUCCCCUGCUGUACAAUUACAGGAUCUACUACCACUCCCGUCUCUUUCUCCGCCUGUUCCGCCGUCACCAACCCUCGUUAUCCCCGAGGACCCGGAACCACUCAGGCGUUAUUCCCUUCGCCGCAGGCAGGCACGUCAGCUUCAACCGUAUGCGUUUGACAAGGCGCAGUACAAGGCACAGAUGAAGGCAAACCCUGAUGCGAUCGUGAAGUUUGUGAGUCCGCAGCGUGACGAGAUGCAUGGAGAAGAUGGGUCACAGUGGGCAGAUGGGCAGACGCAAGGUCGAACUCAACCAGAGUAUAGCUUUCCUGUCGACAAUCUGGAGGAGGACAGAGAUUACGUGGACGUGGAAGGAAGGAGGCGAAAAAAGCGGGCCACCGUUGCUGAAGCUGAUCGUCAUAAUCGCGAGCGAGAGGAAGGAUGGCUCCCUGAGGUUCUAAGAGAUCUGUCUGAAAGCGAUGAAAUUGAUGGAACAGACGAAGUUCGUAAGUUGGUGAGGGAGGCGAGGAUAGCUCGAAAGAAGGCUGAGGCUGAGGCAAAGAAGAGGGAGAGGGAACAAGCUCGCUUGAGGGCGCAAGAAGAGGCAGACGCGCAAGAAAUUGCCAAGAAGAGACGUUUGAAGAACUUCCCACUGGCAGGAAAACAACGUGCUACACCAUCUCUUUCCCGCUCGCCCUCGCCCUCACCCUCACGUUCUUUUGAUGUCCAUCCUUUGCAACCUCAGUCCCGUUCGCCGGCAAGAGAUCCCUCUGUGAUCGACGAAUACGAGUAUCAACAAUAUGAUGACGACAUCUACUAUAAUUUCUCCGACCACGAUGCCCACAACUUGAUCAAUGCGGAGAAGGCCAACCCUGAUACCGACAACGACGUAAUUGAAAUUCCCUCAGCACCGUCAACACCACCACGCUCCUCGUCUGCAUUGCCUGAUGGGAGCAAUCAAUUGGACUUGUCCGAUGUCGAUCCGCCCGCUCGUGAGCCCUGCGACCAGUCCAGCAGUCCUUCUCCCGGAAUUUCCUCCAAAGAUCGCAAACGUCUCCGCCUCCUGCAGCGUAUGAUGCCUGCUGUCAUGAUCAAGAAGCAGCUCGAGUUCCAAGGUUCACAGGCAAAAAUUCUUGCUAGUACGAAAAGAGCGCGUUCUCCAACGCCGUCUGAUAGUGGUGACGAGCCCCUGAGACCUGGACACGCACGCGUCCGAAUGGGUGCUGGUGGACGUGACGUUGUGAUUCAGGGAGACCCUGAGAGCUCGGAUGUCGAAAUUUCUCGAGAUGAGGACAUGGAUGCUGAGGUACCCAUCGUACCACAAGUUCGUCGGCGGGCGUCUCCAAAAGUCGAACCAAGAUCCCCGGCCAUUAGCAUCUCUUCCAGUUCCGAGAGUGGAUUGGAGAGUGACGGCGAGGAAAGUGAUGGUAUGAUCGACGAUGCACGGAUCGCUGCGUGGAGCCGAAGUCGCCAGCCUAUGCGCGAGAAGAGUCUGAUUGAUUGGAUGCUUACGCGGACUAGGACGGUGGGUGGCGGGAGAAAGCAGAGGGCCAAGUCAAGUCGGAGGCCUCGAGGCUCUGGUGUAAAAUCCCGAGACAUUGGUGAAAGCAGGGGUGGACGCUCAAGGCCGAAGCUCAGCGUUGUAACAAGUGGCGCGCGAAUGGGCAACCAGACCCUUCUCUCGUUUCCCGCCAUUUCUUCUGACCAUGACCACCGCUCUCAGCAUUCACAUCAUAACAAGGUCCACAAGAGGACAGAAUCAAUACUUCCGGCGGAGCAGGAGUCUAAGGCACUACGGAGGAAACGGAGGAAAACAAAGCGCAAGCAAGCUGAGGGAGAGCUCUACAGCCUCCACCAAUCUGGCAGGCGUAUUGCACGAAAAGGUUUGCGAAUUGAUCUGGGUGAUGAAGGAUUUCAUCAGGCGCUGGACCCGACUUGGAGGAAGGAGAUAGAUAGGUGGCAAAAGCAACCUGGAUCAAUGCGACAACCUGCAUCUGCGAUUUCAUCCCGAGUUCGUCGAGAAGAUACCCCCCAAACUAAGCGCCAGCGAAUUCCAUUUUCGCGUGUUGACUCCAAACCUCAGUCUUGUGUCGAGUCCAGUCAGGAUGAACGUUAUCACGACGUCCACGAGUUCAUGCAUGUUGUAGACCAACGAACGUUGCUGACCACAGUCGACUUGGGUAUCGACUCUCUGCCCUCAGGGAUUGCGUUCUCGUCCGGAACGUAUAUUGGCCGCGGGUUUCUUCACCAACUGGUAUGCCUCGUUACAGGGCAUGCUCAACCUAUUGCUCCUAUGUCAUAUGUUAUUCGGGGGUUCGACCUUGGACCUGAUACAUCGGUCCAUGUUCUUACGACUGUAAUUGCACCUUUGUGCGAUCAGCUCGCAGACGACGUGCUCAAAGGACACGAAUGGACGGCUGCGGCUGGGAAGGAUUGGGAACUCGCGAUGCGAAUGGUGUGCCAGUUGGUAUCGUGGCAAUGUCUCAGCAUCGACGAUCAGGAAUUCAGUUCACUGGAGCUCACAGUACACGAGACUAUGGGUUCUUUGGUGGCGCGGGUGUUGGACGCGGACAUUCAUCACUUCUCAUUGCCUGUUUGCUGGUUUGCAGUAGAGCUCGCUGCCAGAAUCAUGCACGCUGCAAGGACUCGGCGGGGGUCAUCAGAGACCCGAGAGUUAUUCAAAUUUGCGCUCUUACUCAUGCGGCCUCUUUCAGAUGUAGACCUCCGGGAGAUUCUAGCAUCGUUUAAGGAACCCGAUGGCCCUCUAGAGACCGACUCAACUCCCGUUCAAGCUGUAGAGUCAUGGAUAUGCCUCUUUCAUCUCUUGAUUAACUGCACCUCUGAGUCUCCUGGAAAACUAUCAUCGGAGCCAUUUUGGCUUUUGUUCAAACAGCUGAUCCAAGACGAAGCAUCAUCGUUCACCACUGCAGUUGAGGCGAGCGAGUACGUUUGGCGGAAUAUGUUCUCUUUUUGUGCGCUCUCGCAGUUCUCUGUGCACGGGAUGUCGACAUCCCUCAGUAGAAUCGCACCUUCAUGGGAAACGGUUUUGACUGCUUUAAAGCUCAUCUCCCUUGUUGCUGAUCCACAGAAGGAUGCACUCACACAUACUGCGUCCCUGAACAAACGCGACGAGUACGUCUCCCUCGUCGCUUCUCGAUGCUUCCUCCUGUGGAAGCGUUGGAAUUGGAGUUUGGACGAUGCAAUGAUAGUGUUCAACCACCUUGUGGAAAUAUUCAGGAGUCGUAGAUUUGCCAGUCUCCGCCACGAGCAGCCUAAAUUUAUGCAGUUUAUGGUUCAAAGGGACAUAUCUUUACUUUCGGUACAAGACAGGAGCGACAACGUAUUCGAGGUGCUCCUCAAGAUGAUCGUACAAGUUGCGCGGGCGGACAGCACAAGUGACGCGGAGAAAAAACAACGCGACAUACAGGUGAAGAAAAUGCUGAACAUGGUGGUCCCAGUUGGCUCGGUGUCAUCCAUAAGGGCCGUUCAGCCGACUGGGCAGGAUAGUUCUAUGCUUUUCAACCGCCUCAAUGCUAUGGCGGUCGCUAUUCAUCUUGAUCCUUCCAUCUCAAACGUCCGACACCGUGUUGGGCAAGCUCGACGAUGCGUCAACUUCAAAGAUGCGCAUGAUUUUACGAGGGCUGUGUGUAUUCGAGGCAUUGAGCAUAUUAGCGCUGUUAUGCGACAUCACCGCGUACAGCUUGGAGAAAUUCUCAGUUGGCUUGCCGAAGUCACCGGAAUCCUGCUGGACGAGUACCAGGAAGCGCGCACGCUAACAAGUAAAGAUAACAAGAAUAUCGUGAAGAACAAGACUGUGGAGAUGAUCAAGAGUCUUCUCACGUCGGUUGCUCGCAUGAUUGAAACAUGCUCACUGGACACUACGGAUGAGCGACAUGAGUAUCCAGAUCCAGCCUUUUUGGAGGGACCAUGGGUAAAGGACGUCUUCAGUCCCAAAAAUCCUAUCGCCAUAGAGCAUAGCUCCAGUGCUGUGUGUCAAGAGGUGUUGUCAGCUUUCUUAGAUGCUCGAAUGAGGGCAUUACCCCGGCCCACCACACCACCAAUACCGUCGAGUGUUGAUAAUCAAGAGAGCCAGGAUGAGUACGACAAGUUUUUCAUUGACUUAAACGAUCCAGAAAUCCUAGCUGCUCUUGGUGACGAGCCUGCACAAACUUCUGGAAUGGAGUGGAAGCGGAAGGAAGAAGCAGUUUGCAAGGUCGCUCUCAUCUGUGGACCGUUGGCUUCAGCGAUAUUCCGGGUCGUUUGCAGAUAUGUAGUUGAUUCCCCCGCCCCAAGUACAGUCGAUAGUCGCUGUGAGACAGCUGAUAGAUGGAUUGAUUGUUGGGUAGGAGUCGGAAAUGUGUUAGUUCAGAAUGGAUCGAGUUGGAAAAACCACAUGCACCUUGGACCUGAAUCAUGGGAGCGCAUACCUGAUCCCUUAUGGCGUUGCCGGGUUGGUCUUCGAUUCUGCCUCACACUUCUCAGACUUGACUCGAAGGCUUACAGUGCAUACGAGGACUACUUUAUCGAAGUCCUCCUCACAUGUACUGUUUCCUCUAAGACAACAAUUGAACACGAGUAUGCAUCCGUCAUAUUCACUCUGGACGGUCUUCGACACCCACUUCUACGUGGCGUGCUGGCCGAGCCGUCUACCGGGUCAUCUGCAUUCGAAAUAUCGCUGGAAGAGUAUUCGAUAGUCCGGCAGACGCUGAUUGAAUCGGUAUUUGCCAAUCUUGCUGAGCGUCUGCAAGAUAAGACAGAUCCUGUCAACCACAAGUAUCUUGGCUUCUUAAUCUCCAUGCUCUCAGCUAUGAGAAACGACUAUGAAGUUUGUGCAAUUGCCCUUAUGAGCCUGAUCAUGAAGCUAAUGGCUUGCAUACCAGAGCCUAUUAUCUGA
Suillus bovinus is the source of this 5013-nucleotide messenger RNA. Its product is annotated as Mus7/MMS22 family-domain-containing protein. The coding region runs from base 1 to 5013 and encodes 1670 amino acids. Lineage: Eukaryota; Fungi; Basidiomycota; Agaricomycetes; Boletales; Suillaceae. The record is from RefSeq and is a predicted model, not a curated record. Gene Ontology annotation, cellular component: nucleus; Cul8-RING ubiquitin ligase complex. Gene Ontology annotation, biological process: replication fork processing; double-strand break repair via homologous recombination. The transcript is spliced from 8 exons.